GUGCCUGUAGGAUCCUCUCUGCAUGCCGGAAGGGGGCGAGGGAGCGCCUGCGUCAUUCCCGCGCGCCGCGGCGCAGGCCGUAAGUUAUGGAGCCAUUGACAGUGGAGCCUGUCACCACAUGUCUCUCUCCCUCAGUGCAUGACAUGAUCUGUAAACUUGGGUUUGAAGGCAGAGAUGACUGUGACAUCAGCAGCAUCGUGGCUCAGCAUGGUGAGGUGUGCUGGAGAAAGAUCACUGGCUACGUGAGCUACCACUCUGACCAGAGUCUGGAUUACCGGGGCACCGUGAAAAUGCUCGGUCCUGUGUGUGCAGCCGUCCAUUCCCACCUCCUGACUCUGACAGAGGUGCAGUUUGAAGUUGGAUAUACACCGUGGCUUCAGUGGACAAACUUCCCAGAGUUAUUUGCUGAAAUAUUUGAUGACUUGAAAAGUCUGCAAUCUCCUGCCAUUUCUCUUGGCUUAAUGAAACUGACAUCGUGUCUGGAACGAGCCUUGGGUGACGUAUUUUUACUGGUUGGGAAGGAGUGCCCCUUUCUUUUAAGAGACCUUCUUGCCUCCAAGGAGCUUGCACAAGUGUUUGGGCAGUCGGUGAUGAAUGUACUAAAAGUCUUCCUUGGCUCUCCACGGGGUCUCAACCUGCGUAAUAUCUUAUGGCAUGGAUUUGUGUCGCCACAAGAAAUUCCUCCUAAAUACUGUUCGAUGAUGGUCCUGUUGACAGCAGGACUAGGCCAGUUACUGGAGAAUUACCUUCAACAAACAAAGUUGACAUUCACACACCGGUCUGCUGUGACUCUUACAAACUUUGAAGAUUUGAUCGUUUUUCCUGAUGUAACUUACGAGAUGCUUUUGGUAUUAGAAGAAGUGAUGACAAAGUCCACUUUCAUAUUAGAAAUCAUGUCACCCUAUUGGGAAAUUGCAGUGACCACGUUCAAGGCACACAGGUUUGCUGACUGUGCCAUGUUGUUACUGACACAACUAGAGACUGGACUCAGGAGAGUUUUCACCACAGUUAACAAAUGCCCACAGAGACUCCUGACUGCCGAGUCAACAGCUCUUUAUACCACCUUCGAUGAAAUUUUGGCGAAACACUUGAACGAUGGUAAAAUCAAUCAGCUUCCUCUUUUCCUUGGAGAGCCUGCUAUGGAAUUUCUCUGGGAUUUCCUGAACCAUCAGGAGGGUCCCCGUAUAAGAGACCGUUUAAGCCACGGGGAGAUUAACUUGCGUGACUUUCCAAAGGAGGUGACAAACCAGCUGCUUGCCUUCUCCCUUGUCCUCUUACUCAGAUUCGUUGAUGAAGAUCUGUUGUUAGUUCUUCAGGUAAAAGCAGAAAUAAAGUUGCUGAUUGGUCUUACAGAAGGCUAUGUGUCUCGUUGCCAUCCGGUUUCUCAGCUUAAAAAGCAGGUGCUGCGCUGUGAGGAGAGCAUUGGAGCUUGGCCCCUGCUGCUGGGUCCUGAGGAGCCUGUCCAAGAGCCCAGAUUGGUAGAUAAUUCUGAAACAAACGCCUGCCACUCCUUAAUUACAAAGAUCAUGUGUGAGCUCCAUCAGCAUGUGCCCGAGAGCCCUCACACUCUCAGUAAGGCGGGUAAACUCCCUGCUGAGAGGUGGCCCCAGGUGCUGGGUAGACUCUGCAGCACACCCAUCCCCACACUGUUCUGCCCAAGGGCUGUCCUGGAGGUGGUGGCCGUGCUCCGGCGCAUCAGCGCACAGUGCCAGCAGGUGUCUAGCCAGGUCAUUCUCUCCUUGGAGCUGAGGCACCGGAAGUGGGUGGAGAGGACUCUGCGGUCCCGCCAGCGGCAGAACUACCUGCGCAUGCUCAGCAGUGUUAGGCUUCUGUCUCCCAUGCUUUCCCUGAUCUUACUGCUCAUCACACUGGAAUUGGUCAACGUUCAUGUCGUUGGUGGGAAACCUGCCUGUGAGUCUCAGCAGUACCUGAAGUUCUUGAAGUGGAUCUUGCAGUAUACAGAGAACCUCGUGGCUUACACCAGCUGUGAGAAGAACAAGUGGCAUGAGACUGUCAGCCUCACAUACACAGCACUGUCGAAAAUUUGGACUUUUAGUGAGAAGAAGCAAAUGUUGACACAAUUAGCCAAAAAAUCCACAAAUAUAUAGUCUUAUGAAAACACUAAGUCAGGAUCUUUUGGUUAUAACAGAAAACCCAAUUUAAAUAGAUUUUGGCACUGUGAAUUGAAAAUCCCAGAGUGGGGUAGACAGCAGGGCCUUUUGACCGGGGUUCAAGUCUCGUGUCUACAGCUUCUCAUUUGCUUCUCCUGGCUCGUUGGUGUGGGUGGACGUCAGGCUGGCUCCAUCUCCCCGAGACACGCCGUUCAGGUGCUCCUCACCCCUUACCAAGAAAGGCAUGGCUUCCCUUGUCCUGGCCACACUCCAGCUUUGGAAAACCCUGCCUUGCUUUCUCUGGCCCAGGCAGACAUCCAGCCCCAGACCAGCCACCAGGGCAGGGAGUGCAGGGCUGGGUGACUGGCAUGGGCGGUCAUGAUGCCUCUGGAGCUGAGGAUGAAGUUGAUGCAGCCCAAGCCCCUUGGUCAACUCUGAGAACAGCAGCUCCUGAGAGGCGAAGUGACAGGUGCUGGCAGGGAACUCAGAACCCCUGGUAUUUCUAGAUGUGGGGUUUAAGCAGGAAUGAGGGAAUUGGAGGAAAGGGCUGGGAAGCCACCACACAAACUUGCAGUGCUCCCGGGGGUUGAGGAGGACGGACCUCCAGGUAUUGCUGCAGAGCCUCUGAGCCAGUCCAGAGGAGCUCUUUGGUGCUUCCCAAAGUCUAGACACCCCCUCCCAUCCUCAGUAACCUGGCUCCUUUAGAGGAAGGAUCAAAGAGAGGUUUGUGUGUGUGUGGCAGCGUCCCAGGCCCUGGGAGGUGGGAGGGGUACACUUCUGACUGCAGGGACCAGCCGCAGUGAAGCCUUAGUACCCUAGGCCCAGAGUUGUCUUGCUUACACAGUCACCUCUUACAGGAUGCCCACCUGUCUCAGGCCCGGACACCAUGGUCAGUUGGCCACUAUCAAAGGUCUGAGCAGGAAGCAGCAGACAGGGGAGACCUGGAGCGUGAAGCCUCAGCUGUCCCUCCUGAGGCCAGGCGGCCAGGCUCUCAUGGGCUCUGAGAUUCCCUGAGGAGCCCUGAGGGAUCUGUCACUUGGAGCCAGGAGAUGCCACCUUAAGAGCCAGCACAGGGGAGGGCGAUGGAGAUGUGACUGCCAGGGUGGGGACGUGGCAGGAGAUGGGCACAGCUCACUGGCUUCCUGGUGAGUUCCUUAACUCCUGGCAGCUUGGUCCCUUGUCUGAAAUGUGGCAAUGAUGGUAGCUGCUCAGCUGCUGGAAGGAUGGCAAGGGGGUGCGGCCCCACACCUAGUGGAAUGCCAACAACCAUCAGUUCUCCCAGAUUGUUCUUGGACAAAUAUCAGGCCUUUUGUGUGACCAGAGAAGGUUCUCCACGUCCUCAGAGUAUAGCCAAGUCCCCAACUUGCAGCCUCAGAAUCUCUGCGCAUCUGAGGCAGACAAACGGGUGGGGUUGGGCUGGAGCGUCCCUUUCUCAGGAGCCUUCACGCUGUGACAGGGCGCACACCUGUGGCAGAGCCUCCAUCUGCCCCGGGCCCUGUUGUAGGCAUGUCCUGGGGUUAGGGAAGCUGUGCGUGUCAAGGCUGGGAUGGAAACGUGGCUCAGCGCUUGUCGGUUUCCAGGCCACUGAGUGGACAUCAUGGUAAAGACUGGCUUCUCACUUUGUUUUUCCAGCAAUUUGACAAAGAAGUUACUUUUCUAUUUGCCCAUAAUUAUUUAAUUGAUGCUUUUUUACUGUUACAAAGGGCAAGUAAGGCAUCAAAGCUAUACAGAGGAAACUCCAAGUGUGAGGGACACUGCCCCACUUUAGACCUUAGGAGGCAGUGAGCAUCUGAUGGAUCUUCAGGGAGACAGACCAGCAGAGGAGAAACACAGGUGGUGAGGUGCGGAGUCUGCUUCAGCCGACACAGAGGCUGCGCAGAGUCGAGAUUUCAUGUCUUCAGAGAUUAUAAGGUCUCCAGGAAAAGAGGUGGGGAAAGAACCUGUUCUUCAGAGAUUUUUACUAGGGUCACAGAGUGAGAGUGGAAUAGUUAAAAAGAGCCACUGGUGGAGGUGAGUGGGGUAGGGAUAAUUUCACAGCAUUACCAUUUAUGGAACCGCAGCUGCUGUGAGCCAGGAGCCCACUCAGCUCUCAUGAACAAUUCCUAAUCUUGUGGUAACCCUGGCGUUAGGAUUAUCCCAGUUCACAGGGGAGGGCACCAGGCAGCACAGCCCACGUACCAGAUCGUAAGAGGACCAGUGCAGCCAGGCUCCGGGGUCGGGGCGUUUCUGGCAUUUCCCCUUCCCGCCUUCCUCUUUGCACAAAGGGUCGAGUGAGAACAACUCGGGAGCUUACAGGUUCCCAGUGAGGGUUAGAGAACAAGGAGAUUCAGGUCAAAGCUGGGUAUUUAUAAGUUUCACAGGAGAAUUAUUAGCUCCUGACUCGUAGGAUUUCCAGGGAAUAGAAAAGAAGACAUGCCACAGUGGGAGAGGACUUUUUUCCCCAGCUUAGG
Molecule: messenger RNA, 4561 nt
Organism: Nycticebus coucang (slow loris)
Lineage: Eukaryota; Metazoa; Chordata; Mammalia; Primates; Lorisidae
Gene: ERMARD
Product: ER membrane associated RNA degradation
Exons: 18
Coding region: 87-2108 (673 amino acids)
Source: RefSeq, a predicted model, not a curated record